Messenger RNA from Salvelinus fontinalis (brook trout), 8374 nucleotides. RefSeq names its product signal-induced proliferation-associated 1-like protein 3. The transcript is spliced from 8 exons. The record is from RefSeq and is a predicted model, not a curated record. NCBI's taxonomy places the organism in Eukaryota, Metazoa, Chordata, Actinopteri, Salmoniformes, Salmonidae. Bases 5234 to 6751 code for a protein of 505 amino acids.
GGUAAAGAACUGUCUCUGAGAUGGUGGUCCGGGAACAGACGGUAACGGAGUGAAUAGUCCAUGGCUGGGCUGGGCUGAGCGGGGUCCUUGUCCUGUAUGGUGGGGAGCACAGUUCCAAUGAUGUACUGGGCAGUCUUCUCACCCCUCUGAAGGGCCUUGCGGUCGUGAAUGGAGCAGUUUCUGUACCAAGCCGGGAUGCAGCCGGUCAGGAUGCUGUCAAUGUUGCUGCGGUAGAAUUAGGAGAGGACCCGGGGAAGCGUGCCGAUUUUCUUCAGCCACCUGAGAAAGUAGAGGCGCAGUUGCACCUUGACCAGGGCUGUGGUGUUGUCUGUCACUGUGAGGUUCUCUGUGAUGUGGGGGGUUCUCCUAUGCAGGGAGCAGCCGUUUCAGUCCAGCACUCUCACCAGUCCCAGGGGUGUUCUGAGGGGACGUCCAGAAGCCCCAGAAGGCAAUGAGGCCCAUGCUUCUGGUCAGCAGCUCGUUGGUCUCGGGGCAGAAGUGCAUGCCAACUCCAGAAGCAGGGCAGGUGGUUCUGUGAAACACGGUCAUGUCCUGGGGGGUCAGUGAAGACACACAGAGACAGAUCACUGUAGGCCCCCACCAGAAUACGCUGGUUCGGUACAAACACCAGGUGCUCUACCCGGUACUUCCUCUCCAUAGGGAUGCUCAAGUAGUGCAUCAGCUGGCCCUACCCAUAGUCUCAGCAGGUGACUCACUUUAUGCCUGAGCAGUGUUGGGAAAAGUACCCAAUUGUCAUACUUAAGUAAAAGUAGAGAACCUAAUAGAAAAUUACUAAAGUAAAUGUGAGUCACCCAGUAAAAUACUACUUGAGUAAAAGUCUAAAGGUAUUUGGUUUUAAGUGUCAAAAGUAAGUAUAAUUGCUAAAAUAUCAAAAGUAAAAGUAUAAAUCAUUUCAAAUUCCUUAUAUUAAGCAAACCAGAUGGCACCAUUUCAUUUAUGGAUAGCCAGGGGCACCCUCCAACUCUCAGACACCAUUUAUUAACAAAGCAUGUGUGUUUAGUGAGUCUGCCAGAUCAGAGACAGUAAAGAUGACCAGGGAUGUUAUUUUGUUCAGUGUGUGAAUUGGACCAUUUUCAUGUCCUGCUAAGCAUUCAAAAUGUAACGAGUACUUUGAGUGUCAGGGAAAAUGUAUGUAAAAAGUACAUUAUUUUCUUUAGGAAUGUAGUGAAGUAAAAGUUGUCAAAAAUAUAAACAGUAAAGUACAGAUACCCCCCAAAAACUAGUACUUUAAAGUAUUUUUACUUAAGUACUUUACACCACUGCCUGAGCAGGGUGUGUCCACACUAAAAUCCCACCACUGUGCCACCUCACCCAGAGAAAGUUGUGAGGCAAUGUAGGUAGUUAGGGGCACAGGUGUAUUCGAAAUGUGUACUUGGAGAUGCAUCCAAGUACAGUGGAGCUUCUUGCUCAUCUUUAGAUGAACCUAAAAAAAUAGGACUGAGAUUCCUGGCUCUUCUGCUCUUUCUCCUUUAGAAUUCAAAUGGAAUGGAUGUUUAACAAAAAACUGAAAUAUGUCCUCAAAUAUAUUUAAAUAUACAAUCCUUAGUUGCUACAUCCAUUUUUGGACUUAAAAAUGAAUGACAUACUGAACAAAAAUAUAAAUGCAACAUGUAAAGUGUUGCAUUUAAGAUACUAGAAAUGUUUCAUACGCAAAAAAAACCCAAAAGUUUUUGCAUUCAUUUGUUUACAUCCCUGUUAGUGAGCAUUUUCCUUUUCCAAGAUAAUCCAUCCACCUGACAGGUGUGGCAUAUCAAGAAGCUGAUUAAACAGCAUGAUCAUUACACAGGUCCACUUUGUGAUGGGGACAAUAAAAGACCACUCUAAAAUGUGCAGUUUUGUCAUACAACACAAUGACACAGAUGUAUCAAGUUUUGAGGGAGAGUGCAAUUGGCAUGCUGACUUCAGGAAUGCCUAUCAGAGCUGUUGCCAGAGAAUGUAAUGUUAAUUUCUCUACCAUAAGCCGCCUCCAAUGUCAUUUUAGAGAAUUUUGCAGUACAUCCAACCGGCCUCACAAACGCAGACCAUGUGUAACCACGCCAGCCCAGGACCUCCAAAUCCGGCUUCUUCACCUGCGGGAUCGUAUGAGACCAGUCACCUGGACAGCUGGUGAAGCUGAGGAGUAUUUCUGUCUGUAAUAAAGCCCUUUUGUGGGGAAAACUCAUUCUGAAUGGCUGGGCCUGGCUCCCAAGUGAGUAGGUCUAUGCCCUCCCAGGCCCACCCAUGGCUGCGUCCCUGCCCAGUCAUGUGAAAUCCAUAGAUUAGGGCCUAAUGAAUUUAUUUCAAUUGACUGAUUUCCUUAUAUGAACUGUAACUCAGUAAAAUCCUUGCAUGUUGCAUUUACAUUUUUGUUCUGUAUAUUUACCCAUUGAUUCUUGAAGAAUAUCACUUAUAAACGCCUCAUAAGCAUAGUCAAACUGUCAUACCCCAUCAGAACCCAAAAUGUAAGCUUGUUUUACUCUGUAAACAAUGUAAAUGUAAACAAACACUUUAUAGCCUCAAAACAUUGUUAAAACUAUAAUUUUUAUAUCAUGAAUGGGCAGUCCUUGUAUCCAAGGUCACAUUUCUCCAGGCCCAUCCCAUAGCUUUGUUACCAAAAUAGAGGUUGGGUGUCCACUUUGUUAUUGUUUCAACUAAGGACUCUAGCUUUAAGCUUUAAACUUUUUACCUGUAUGGUUUGUUUCAGUUGUGAUAUAAAGGUCUUCCAGUCUGGUAUAAUUAUUUUAAUUGAUCCAUCAGAGGAGGCUGGUGGGAUGAGCUAUAGGAGGACGGGCUCAUUCUAAUGCUGUAAUGGAAUAUUUGGAACGGAGUCAAAUGGGGUUUCUAGAUGUUUGAAUCCAUGCCAUUUAUUCCAUUCCAGCCAUUACAAUGAGCCCAUCCUCCUAUAGCGCAUUCCCACCAGCCUCCUCUUCAUCCCAUAUUUAUUGUAAUUUGAGCUCUCCCACGCAUAUCCUAAGCGACUAGUCACAUGCUUUCCCAUACAGAAUUAUGCUUUAUCCACUUUCCUUUUCAUGAAUUGAUACAUUUUACCGUGUCAUGAUGGUCAUACAGAAUCAUAGAAUCAUUGCGACAAAGAAUGUGUAAUUGGAAUGGUAUUGUUGUGGGUUUGAUAGCAUAGACAAUGGAUUGGUUUUGUGGAUUAGUGAAGUAAACUGGAUGGGAAGAGAGGAAGAAAAUUGAUGGACAUUGCAAAUUUAGGCAAUUAAAACAACUGACAGAUCUGUUUUAUAGCUCUGCGCCAACAAUCUUCUUUUUAAUUAAAUGGACUUCAUAGAAUUUGAUGCUACUAUAUGAAUUUAAAAUAUUUAUUUUAUUUUACAAUGACAGCCUACCCCAGCCAAACCCUCCCCUAACCCAGACAACACUGGGCCAAUUGUGUGCUGUCCUGUGGGACUCUCGAUUACAGCUUGUGAUAUACCCGGGGAUUGAACCAGGGUCUGUAGUGAUACCUCUAGCACUGAGAUGCAGUGCCUUAGACCGCUGCACCACUCGGGAGCCCACUCAGGAAUUAAUACAUGGUUUACUCAGCAAAUAUUUAGAGCCAAAAUAGCAUGUCAUGAAAUGUCAAAAAAUGAAACUCUACAGGAGCUUGUGUGACACACACACACACACACACAAAGAGCACUGUGAGCCCAUUGAGGAUAUGUGAACUGGCUCAUUGACACUUGGGAGAGGUAAGUAUUCCGUUUUUCCUCUACAAGUUAUACCCAGAUUUCUUUGGAAUGUGUUUUAGCAUGUGCAGGUGAGGGCUGACAAAUUGUCUGUUGUAUUUUGUUGCCUUGCAUUCAACCGCAGAUCAUCAGUGGUGACUGAUUACUGAUUAGUCUAUGUACUUGACAAGAUAGACUGAUUACAUAGUCUAUGUACUUGACAAAAUGGACUGAUUACAUAGUCUAUGUACUUGACAACAGGGGCUGAUUACAUAGUCUAUGUACUUGACAAAAUGGACUGAUUACAUAGUCUAUGUACUUGACAACAGGGACUGAUUACAUAGUCUAUGUACUUGACAACAGGGACUGAUUACAUAGUCUAAGUACUUGACAAAAGGGACUGAUUACAUAGUCUAAGUACUUGACAACAGGGACUGAUUACAUAGUCUAUGUACUUGACAAAAUGGACUGAUUACAUAGUCUAAGUACUUGACAACAGGGACUGAUUACAUAGUCUAAGUACUUGACAACAGGGACUGAUUACAUAGUCUAUGUACUUGACAAAAUGGACUGAUUACAUAGUCUAAGUACUUGACAAAAGGGACUGAUUACAUAGUCUAAGUACUUGACAACAGGGACUGAUUACAUAGUCUAAGUACUUGACAAAAUGGACUGAUUACAUAGUCUAUGUACUUGACAAAAUGGACUGAUUACAUAGUCUAAGUACUUGACAACAGGGACUGAUUACAUAGUCUAUGUACUUGACAAAAUGGACUGAUUACAUAGUCUAAGUACUUGACAAAAUGGACUGAUUACAUAGUCUAAGUACUUGACAACAGGGACUGAUUACAUAGUCUAAGUACUUGACAACAGGGACUGAUUACAUAGUCUAAGUACUUGACAACAGGGACUGAUUACAUAGUCUAAGUACUUGACAAAGGGGACUGAUUACAUAGUCUAUGUACUUGACAAAAUGGACUGAUUACAUAGUCUAAGUACUUGACAAAAGGGACUGAUUACAUAGUCUAUGUACUUGACAAAAGCUAUCCUACUGUUUUGUGAGUGGUCAUGAUUGAGGGAUGCUUUGGGGAAUUUUGCUGGUAGUCUUGACCACCUGCUAUUUGUUAUGUGCUGCUAUGAGGCCUGUGGGCACUAACCUGUGGGGGUUAGUCAAUACACUUUGCAACAAUAAAGUUUUACAACCUGUUCUCUAAAAAUGACCAGAAGAAUGGUCAUUGAUUUGGUUGAUACAUGCUUUGUGGUUGGGAUGUUAAAAUGGACUCAAGAAUAAUGGAUUGAUAUUAAUGCAAAAUACAAAGUUUUGCAUUAAAAAGCAAUUGGUGACCAUGUAUGAAGAAAUUCCUUAAACAUUGAUUUGUUCAAUCUGUGCUAUUCAGUGCAAUCCAGAGCUGUGAAUCCCAGUGCAGUACAAUGCAGCUUGGUGUGAACAAAGGGAGCACUGACUACACUCACAUGAACAAUCAGCCCUUUAUUCCUCAGGCCCAGAGCAUAUAGCCGUGCCUUUUCUAGGGUGGCUCUGGACAGCCCUUCCUCUCAUAUAGCAAAUGAGACGGCUAUAUGAGACUCCUAAAGACUGUACAAGUCUGGUCAUACAUUCCCCCAUAGGUGCUGUGGAACAUACCAACCAUUACCUCUGUCAAACACUCACUCUUUCUCAGUUGGAGGUGCUGUACUACCGCCACCCCCACCCAGCAGUGACUCUCUCCAUGAUGGCCUCCUAUAGCCCUACCCACAAGGGCUGGUUUGGUGAGAGGGGUGUUCACCAGGGGAUUGGGCUGGACAUCCUAUUCAGUGGCAGAGACUUUGACACAUCUAAUCUGUACUCCCAAAAUGGCACUCAACAACUUCAGGAGGCCAAGUCCCAUUAUGCCUGUCCCAGGGCCCCCCAGAGGUCCCUGCAUGGCUGGGGCACAUACAGCCCCCCUCCACAGAGACCCAGCACUGGGAGCAGAGGGGGGACCAACCAGUGCCAGGGCUACUACGCCCACACCCUGCCCUUGCCCCACAGAGCACUGCCUGUCUUCAGACCCUGUGUCUGCAGAAGCCCCCAGGGAUAUAACACUACCACAGUGGACAAACCUUGCAUGCUUAGAGCCACUAUUACAUCCAGCCCCUCGGAUUCCAACCACCCUGUCCAGGACCAGAGCCAGCAACACAGACCAAACCAGCAGCAGGUCAUCAAGCAGCAGCAUCAGCCAAGUCUCAGUCAAAAGCCUGUCUACCAGCCAAGCCUCAGUCCCACUCCAAUCUAUAGGAGACUCACAACCUGGCAGCUCAAGGACAACACUAAUACAGACAACACCAUCAAGACUAACAGCCCUCACAGUAACAGAAUCAGGAGACAGGUGGACAUGACAUCCCAGAACGUGUUUGGUCAGCCGCGUGUCCUGGCCUCUCUGCGCUGCCCGCCCUCUCCACGACAGACCCACAAGACAACUAACCUAGAGGAGGAACUGAGGCUCAUCAUACUGGACACAGAGGACUCAGAGAGGGAUGCAUCCUGCCGUCAUAGCCUCUCUUCAGAGAUCAGCCUCGGCAGUGGUCCCCUGGAUUCCAGUCUGGCAUGUUCCCCAGUCUCUGACUGCCCAGAGCUGGAGGGGCUAGAAGACCUGUCUGCCUCUGAGCUGUCCCUGACAGAGGGCUGGGACCCUGGGCACAUCCCCCUACUGGACCCUGCCUGGGGCCUGGAGUGGAGCAACCUUGUCAAUGCUGCCAAGGCCUAUGAAGCAAAGAGGACAGUGGAGCCCAUUCCUCCCAGCAAGUCCAAGAAGCAUGGAUCAGAGGGUGGACCUGCUGCUUGCCCACCUAAUCAUUACCCUCCUCAGGGCUACAAUGCCCAGCCCACAUUAAGAAGUGAAGUGCCCAGUGAUCUGUCAAGACUUCACCACCUGGAGGCGCUGCUGAGACACUUGGAGAGCAACCUGGAGAAGGAAAGGGAGGAUAAAGUAGCCCUGAUGGAGGAAGUGACAAUUCUGAGAGAGACCAACCAGCGCCUGUGGGAGGAGUCUCUUUCAUCCAACGAACAACUCUGUAAACUCAGUCUGUUGUGGCCCCAGGAAUGAUGCCUAGAGAGAGAGAAUGACCAGUGACACUAAGAGGAGAGAGAGAGAGAUGAUUUGAAAAGAGGAGUAGAGGAAAAAAUGGUUUCAAAAAAGAUAGUACCUUGAAACAGAGUUUUCAAAUGUAAAUUGUUUUCAAAAUGUGAUCAGAGAAAGAGGACAGAUCACGGCGAGUUACCAGAGUUUGUUGUAGAGGUUACUUAUGCUGGGACAGUGACAUGUACAAGCUGGCUAGAUGCUUGAGUUGUUAGCCAGUUCAGUUGUACACAGUUGGUACGUUUUAACUCCAUGACAUUGUAAUAUUUCAGUUGUGUAAUCCUCAUGUUCUCUCGCCUCUCCUGCUUGUCAAAACCCAUUGGAUGAGAAAACCAGAGGUCCAUCCCCUCUGACCUUCUCCACCAAUGGGUACAAUAAAAUAUUUAAGAAGGCACUGCUGAGAUUUGAACUCAGGAUCUCUUGUUUACUAGACAGGUUCUUUAACCAACUAAGCCACAGCACCCAUAGCUGUAAUUUCUGUUGGGUAUGAAAACCCACAACUAUUUUGAAUCAACCCAGUCAUGUUCAUUUAACCCAUAACUCUGUCUAUCAAAAUUACAUGUAAAAAAAAAACAGAUGUAAUUUCCUAAUAUUGGAAUCGAUACGGACACCUUAAAUUGACUAGCAAAAGGGUUUCUUAAACUAUGGUUUGGGAACAAAAGUGGGCCCUGAGCAUGUGAGAGGUUGGUCGCGAGUUAUGAGUAAACAUUUAGAAACAUACACUAUUUCUUCUUCAUUUGGGUUGUUCGAGGACAGUACAUUUCACAUUUGGGUCUUGAUUUAAAAAAAUCAUAAGAACCUUUGAAAUAGCAGAUGAAUCAGUUUGUGUAAGUCAUUAAGCUACCAUGAGCUGGGGGACUUUUUCAAAUGGCAGUUUCCAAAGUAAGUUUAAACUCAUUCAAAGUUAGGGCCUUUCGCCAUGACAUUCUGCAUAGCAAUGCCGUGACUGGGAUUCGAACCAGGAUUUCCGAGGCCACAACGCAGAGUACUGACCACUAUAAGAUCACGGCGAGCUACAAGAGUUUGCUUGUAGGGGAUAUUUAUGCUGGGACGGUGACGUGUACAAGCUGGCUAAAUGCUUGAGUUGUUUGCAGGUUCAACUUUACACAGUUGGAACGUUUUAACUCUUGAUGACAUUGGAAUAUCCCAAUCGCAUAUUCCUCACGUCCUCUCCCCUCGCCUACUUGUCAAAACCCAUUGGAUGAGAAAACCAGAGAUCCCUCCCCUCUGAUGUUCUCCACCAAUGGGUAAAAAGAAAUGCACGAAAACGCACUGCUGGGAUUUGAACUCAGGAUCUCCUGUUUACUAGACCAGCUAAAUCACAGCCCCCACGCGGCGGAGAUAGACGUAAUUUCUAUCGCGGGUAUGAAAAUCUGUCUAAUUUGAAUCAAAUCAGUCUCAUUCAUUUAACCCAUUUCUCUGUCUAGCGAAAUAACAUGUCACAAAACAGAUGUAAUUUCAUAGUAUUGGAAUCGAUACACCUUGAAUUGACUAGCAACAGGGUUUCUUAAACUAUGGUUUGGUACCUAAAGUGGGCCCCGAGCAUAAGAGUUGGGUCGCAAGUUAUGAAUAAACAUUUAUCACACACUA